Arabidopsis arenosa is the source of this 946-nucleotide messenger RNA. The record is from the annotation of a GenBank genome assembly. Lineage: Eukaryota; Viridiplantae; Streptophyta; Magnoliopsida; Brassicales; Brassicaceae.
CCUUUCACCUUUUGUUAUCAAAUAAAGUUUAUUUUCAUGCAUAUUUGUACAAAUGGAUGUAUAUUUAUUUUGGAAUCCAAGCACACAUUGAAAAACACCAGAAGCAUAUUUUCGGACAUGUCCUCUGACAAAGAAAACAGUAUCACAGUAUCUCAAGGCACUUUGAAGCAGGAUAUGAGCAAAGCAAGAACAGCAGAGAAGAAGAAAAGCACUACAGAGAAAAUUGUGAGCUUAAGCGCUCGCCAACAACACUUUUCUGGGAGUCUAAAGGAUGCUGCAAAAAGCCUUGGUGGAUCUUUCAUGGAGGUUAAUGUUAGUGGUCAGCCAUGGGGUUGGAUGGCCGAACAGUCUGGCUUGAAUGGCAGUGAAGGAAUAAAGGGCGUUUGCAACUUAAGCUCUCUGGAAAUUUCAGAUGGAUGGAUCCAACAAUCCGAUGCAGUGGCAGUAUUGUUGAACCUAACCAAUCCAUGUCAUGCAGCAUAUCAGAUUCAUCAAAUGGCUCAGCUCUAUAAAGAAGUUGGGAAACAUUUUAAACUUCAAGACGGAUCGUUUCAACUGAAGUACUUGGAUGAUGAAGAAAAAUGGGUGAUGCUGGUUACAGAUUAUGAUCUCCAAGAAUGCUUGGAGAUACUAAAUGGUAUGGGAAAACACUCAGUGAAGUUUCUGGUUCGUGAUUUGCCUCCCCCUUUAAGUAAUUCUGGUGGCAGCAAUGGUUACCUUGGAACAGAACAGGCUUAUGACAUCUACACAGUUGCUAAUGUUGAACUCUGAAAACACCUGUUUACUCAUCUUUCAUAUAAGAAAAGAGAACAUUUUUAGUUCGUACGUAAGUCAUGGCAUAAGCUCUUUGACAACAGAAAAAUAGAUUACAUCAGUGUUUUGUUGAGAAAAUAUUGUUUCCAGAACAGAGUAAAAACCAGACUAAUAACAAAUGAAAUAUUUCUUU